AUGGCCGACCAAGCUACCACUCAGAACGAACAGCAGCAGCAGCAGCCUCCUGCCGCGGCCCCGGCACCAGCUGUCGCCGACGGCGCCGAGGAGCUCAACCCUGACGGAACGCCGCUCUCGGACAACCAAAAGAAGAAGCGUGCCGCCAAGGCGGAAAAGGAGCGCAUUAAGGCGGAAAAGGCGGCCAAGUUGGCCGCUGAAAAGGCCGCUCGUGAGGCGGCCGAUGUCGACUUUGCCUCGCAAAACUACGGCAAGCUGCCCCUCAACAUGUCCCAGGAACGCUCUGGUCGCACCUUUACCAAGAUCUCCGAGAUCAGCCCGGAGCGCGACGGCGAGCAUAUCAUCCUCUCGGCGCGCGUUCAGACCAGCCGUGCGCCUUCCGCCAAGCUCGUCUUCCUCACCUUCCGCCAAGGUGUCGACUGUGUCCAGGCCACGCUUGCACAGGCUCCCGAAAAGGUGUCGCGCCAGAUGACCAAGUGGGCCGCUGGCCUUGCUGCCGAAACCAUCGUGCUCGUCGAGGGAACCAUUGUCAAGACGCCCAAGCCGGUCGAGUCCAACACGGUGACCGUCAAAGAAGCCGAGAUCAAGAUUGCCAAGAUCCACUCCACCAGCGAGAUCACCUUUGAGCAGCUGCCCUUUGGUGUCGACGACGCUACCCGAUCCGAAGUCGAGAUCCAGGCUUCGCAGCAGACCGACCGCCCCCUCCCUCCCAUCGCUCUCGACACACGUUUGGACAACCGUGUGCUCGACCUGCGCACUACCACCAACCAGGCCAUCUUCCGCCUCACCCACGGCGUGUGCAAGCUCUUCCGCGAGUACCUCGACAACCUCGACUUUGUCGAGAUCCACACGCCCAAGCUCCAGGGCGCUGCCACCGAGAGCGGUUCGUCUGUCUUCAAGGUCUCGUACUUCAAGGGACAGGCGUUCCUGGCGCAGAGUCCGCAGCUGGCCAAGCAGAUGGCGAUCGCCGCUGAUUUCGGACGUGUCUACGAGAUCGGGCCCGUCUUCCGCGCCGAGGACUCGAACACGCACCGCCACAUGACCGAGUUCACGGGUCUCGAUCUAGAGAUGGCGUUCAACGAGCACUAUCACGAGGUGGUGGAUGUGCUGGAUGGGCUGUUUACGUUUAUCUUCCGCGAGCUGCCUAAGAGGUACAGAAAGGAAAUUGAUGCCGUGAAGCGUCAGUAUCCGUGCGAAGAGUUCUUGCUGCCCGAAAAGACAGUGCGCUUGCAGUACAAGGAUGCGAUUGCGCUGCUGCGCGAGAACGGCAAGGAGCUGGGCGACUUGGAGGAUCUGUCGACCGAGAUGGAGCGUACGCUGGGUGGAUUGGUGCGUGAAAAGUACAAGACCGACUUUUUCAUGCUUGACAAGUUCCCGCUCGAGAUCAGGCCGUUCUACACCAUGCCCGACCCGGCCGACGGCAAGUACUCCAACUCGUACGACUUCUUCAUGCGCGGACAGGAGAUCCUCUCCGGUGCCCAGCGUGUCCACGACGCCGCAUUCUUGGAAAAGAGGAUGGCCGAGUUUGGCAUCCCCGUCGAAAGCAUGAAGCACUACGUCGAGGCUUUCAGGCUUGGAUGCCCGCCCCACGCCGGUGGUGGUAUCGGUCUGGAGCGUGUCGUCAUGUUCUACCUCGGUCUGGGCAACAUCCGACGCGCCAGCAUGUUCCCUCGUGACCCGAAGCGUCUGGACCCUUAG
Messenger RNA from Sporisorium graminicola, 1698 nucleotides. RefSeq lists its product as uncharacterized. The transcript has a single exon. Gene Ontology annotation, biological process: aspartyl-tRNA aminoacylation. Gene Ontology annotation, molecular function: aspartate-tRNA ligase activity; RNA binding; ATP binding. The record is from RefSeq and is a predicted model, not a curated record. NCBI's taxonomy places the organism in Eukaryota, Fungi, Basidiomycota, Ustilaginomycetes, Ustilaginales, Ustilaginaceae. The coding region runs from base 1 to 1698 and encodes 565 amino acids. Gene Ontology annotation, cellular component: aminoacyl-tRNA synthetase multienzyme complex; cytoplasm; cytosol.